GUUUUAUUGUGUGUGAUUCCAGAACAGAGUGGCGUAAUUAUUUCGCUGAGUCACCACUUUUCUUACCUUGAAGCUUAUUUGAGCUCCUUCGUCUCUUCGAAUCAUGAAGACAGCGAUAAUCAUUUGGAGUUUGGUGUUUCUUGUAUUCAUUAGGACAAGUUUUGGGAUAGUAGCUAACAAGCGUCGUAAUCCAAGGCCUGAUGAAAUAGAAAGAGUUAUUAAUGAGACACACUCGAUCAUGUGGAAUUGUAAAGGGACAGAAUGUCAUCCAGGAUUAGGACUAAAUGUACACUGUGGGACUAGCAUACCAUUCAGCACAAAGAUUAAGUGUGUUCCAUGUGAGGAAGGUGUGAAUUUCUCAGAAACUAAUGAUUAUUCCACCUGUAAACGUUGCAUGAUGUGUGGCAAGCAUGAGAAAAAAACUGGAAAUUGCACCUUGGAAGAGGAUACCACAGUUUGUUUAGGGGUCUGCCACAAAGGAUUUUAUAUGGAUUUGAUCAGUGGUGAAUGUCAUCCAUGCAGUGACUGUUGUGGGCAAAAUGACAAAUAUCAUGAAAAGAAUUGUGAGGACUCUGGAUUUCCCAGUAGCAAACAAUGCAGGGAACAUAAUUUAAAUUGUCCAGACAAACCUCCCAAAAGCACUGCUGAAAGCAACAACAAUGACAAAGACCAGGGAGGUCUUGAGGUAUCAGAAAUUGUAGGUAUUGUGCUUGGAACAAUUGUGUUUUUAGCUAUUGUCAUUGUUGUGAUCCUUAGUAGGGUCUAUGGCUGGCAUGUGAUCAAAGAUACCCUGAUGAGUUGGUUUUGUUAUUGCUGCCAUUUUGGAGCAUCACUGAAUGGUCAUGGAAACAUAAUGUAUUUUGAUGCAGCAGGUGGCCAAACACAGAGAUCAGAGCAUGACCCUGAACUAGGUGCAGGGAAAAGUGAACAAAAUUUCUCAGAAACUCCAGAGAGGACUUCUGAGUCAGAGUUAUUAGACUCACUAGUUCAUCAGCAAAUGCAGUCUCAGCCUCCAGCUGAAACAAAGGAAACCCAAAGAGGAUUUACCCGCUCAUUUUCACAUCCAGGGGUUCUUAAUACCAAGGUCCAAAAGGAAACAUUAAAUUCCAAUCGUAUCCAGUGUGUUGGAAGUCCAAAACCUAACAAACCAUCAAGAAUUGGAUACAGUCUAGUAGCAUCAACUGAGCUUUCAGAUGAGGCUGUUUUCAACAGGAAUUCCUCAGAAUCCAUUAAUGCCAGGUGUCAACCAAGGAAGCCAGAAAGAUUUGAGAAACCAUCAGUAAAAAGUCAGCACACUUCAACCACGGGCCUCUACCUCAGGGAGACAUGUGGAACCUCACUGAAUGGCAUUCCACAGGAUUUCCAAAACAGCCUCCAGAGCAAAAAAAUGUCUGCUAUCCCAUUGAUGUUCUAUUCAGAGAUAUGUUCCAAGCUUGAUAUAAGGCGGUUGGCUUUUGAUGACUUCCGCCUUCUUGGAGAAGAGAUUGGAUUGACCAGAGAUCAAACUUUGUGCCUCGGCCAGAUGGAAAACCCAACUGAUCAAAUGAUAACCAAGUUUUACAAUUCUCAGGAGGGUAGCUGUGUUUCCAAAUUUCGGGGAAUACUUGAGGGAAUGAAAAGAAGUGAUGUUGUAGAUGUAAUCGAUGAGUGGGUUAAGUAUGAAUGGUUGAAACAAUGUAAUUCCUCAACUGUAAGUAGAAGGCCACAGACAUGUGUUUGAAUUUGUUUAAAUCAAGAAUGCAUACAGUGUUUAGUGACAAGCAUUUUGCUUUUGAUGACUUCUGCCUUCUUGGAGAAGAGAUUGGAUUGACCAGAGAUUAUACUGA
Molecule: messenger RNA, 1826 nt
Organism: Pocillopora verrucosa
Lineage: Eukaryota; Metazoa; Cnidaria; Anthozoa; Scleractinia; Pocilloporidae
Source: RefSeq, a predicted model, not a curated record